AUGGAAAUUAUUCAGACUGUUUAUCUGAAAUUAGCCUUAAAAGCAGAAGCUUAUCGAGUUGAAGUAAAUAAUGGAUUGAAAUCAGAAUCGGAAACACAAGUCGGAUUGGAACCACAAGUCACCUACUACCACAUGGCAUUUCUGACUCAACUCCUGCUCCGGAAUAGUCUUUAUACGAAAGAUGAGAAUUUGAAUAAGAGAUUCAGUUCGAAGUAUGUAAAAUUCAGGAAAUACUAG
This is a messenger RNA of Loa loa (African eye worm), 237 nucleotides long. RefSeq lists its product as hypothetical. The transcript has a single exon. Bases 1 to 237 code for a protein of 78 amino acids. Lineage: Eukaryota; Metazoa; Nematoda; Chromadorea; Rhabditida; Onchocercidae. The record is from RefSeq and is a predicted model, not a curated record.